Molecule: messenger RNA, 942 nt
Organism: Sungouiella intermedia
Lineage: Eukaryota; Fungi; Ascomycota; Pichiomycetes; Serinales; Metschnikowiaceae
Source: the annotation of a GenBank genome assembly
AUGAACGAAUUCCACGAUUCCGGUGAAUUGUACACCAUCAGAAACCAGUUUUAUACAAACCAGCACCACAAGGUUGCUUCUUACUCGUUGGAUCUGUUUUCGCCAGAAAACCAGCUAAAGGUUUUGGAAUUCCAGGUCAGAUCGUUGGUGGCUUUAGCAAAGGAUGCAUCGCAGUUGAUAGAAGAAGGCAGACUGCUUUUCCCCGAUAAUGAUGACUUGUUUGACGUUUUACAGGCAUGGAACGAUUUGAUGACGUUUGGAACCGAUGAUUCCACCUACUUUGAAGAUAUCGAGGUGGCCAACUUCGAAUUACAGGCUGUAUUAACCGCCUUGUACACGGUGAAGUUCCAGAAGGACAUCGACGCCGCCAUCAACUUGUUGGUCUCUUACACCAACAGCAGCAACAACAACCUCCACGAGUUGGAGCCAUACUUGAUUUUGGUGCAGUUGUACUUGAUCAAGGAGAACUUCUCGGAGGCCAACAAGAUCUAUCAGAGCUUCCGCAAGUUCCCUGACUCUGCCAGAGACAGCAUCAUUUACCAAGUGUUGGAGAGCUGGAUCCUUUCCAUCAAGGGUGAGUCCGACAACAUCAGUAACGCAUACUACUUUUACGACGAGUUAUUGUCUUCGGACUUCGAGGACGAUCCUCAAGGCAAGUUCCGCAUCUUGAACGUGUUGUUUGCGUUGACAUUGCAGUUGAACCAUUUCCCCGAGGCCAAGGAGUUAUUGAACCAAAUCACGGCGUUGGGCUACCUGGGAAACGGCAAUGCAGACUUGCUUGCUAACCAAAUUACCUUCGAUUACCUCACCAACGGCGGAGCCAACGUGGGCUCAUUAUUGAAGCAAUUGUACGCUACAGAACCAGACCACCAGUUGCUAGUGGAUUUGAAGGACAAGAACGAUAAGUUCAACGAUAUAGUGGCCAAGUACCAACUGGCAUAA